UUUAUAUAAUAUACGAGGGAUUUUUAUUUUCUGACAGAAGAUUCCCUUUCCAACUAUAGUCAUUCUUUUUUAUCAAUUACUUUUUGGGUCGUUGGCAGAUUUCAUCUGCAUUGCAUAUUGAGGUCUUCACCUUUUUACGAUAAUUCCUUUUUCCAUUCUGGUCUAACUUCUAAAUCAACUUCGAAUUCGAGACGGCACGGUACGACAAGUUGGAUAGCGACGACGGAAGAAAGGAAAAGAAAGGAAAUCCAAGCAAGGAAAUCAAUCGAGUAGACAUCAGACGAAAAUACAUCAUACCUAGGUACUACAUCAAACAAUCAUUCUUCGACGCAAUCGAUCCGGCUUGAAAAGAAACAAUCGGGACGGGAAGGAUUGAAGGAAGAAGAAUCAUCGAUUGUUCUCUCGUUUCAUAACAAUUCAUACAAUACCACCGACCCUCUUGAACGAACGUUCGAUAAUUGUUAACUUCUCUUCCACCGACGACUAUACUGGUUGUCGAUUUGAAGUUCGAAAAGUGAUGCUGGAACCACGAUUGUAGAGAUAUACCGUGUUGUAUAUACCUAUCAUCUUUGAACAAUAUGGAUCUAGAUCUAGAUCUGGAAAUGGAUAUGGAUUUGGAUACGAAUAUAGAUAUGAAAACGAUGUAUGAGGUGUCGAUAUCAAAGUCGCCAUCUUAUUCGCCUUCCUUUCCUUCGCAACAAUUCACGUCGCACUAUCCAACGGUCGCGGCACCAACUCUCCCUAUCCGCAUCCCUACCGUCACCAAACGGGUUUCAAGCAAUCAAGCUUCUCUCACCACAUCGUCGUCAUCAUUACCAUCGACGUCUUCUUCUUCCAAAAGUUACAAAACUCGUAAUCUUCAUACAUUUUCUUCUCCAACUAAUUUUAUAAUACUAUUGACAAUAUUUUCCUCCCUCCUCAUCACAACAUGUUCGGCCGAAUUUUAUAUUGAAGAACGAAUGGUUGAAGUUCGAGAAGAGAUUCCCGAACUAUUUGCAUCCACACUCGCACGUCUAGCUAGAUCUGGCACUAUUUUAGUUGAUCAACGACCCGAUCCAUCGCUCCCACGCAAUUCGCUUCCGGAACUUAAGACUUGGGAAAUUACCUCGAGGACCUCUAGUGACGAAGGAGAACUUGAAGGAGACCAAGAAAAAGCAACCAACAUUCCAAUUGAACCUCAAUCGUCAAAUCUAGAUCUCGACUCCGACUGCGAAUCCGAUCUUAUUAAAAAGAGAAACGUAGCGGCGAUAACUUCCACAGCCACAAUCACACCUCCCAGAAGUACAAGUACAGCAACCGCGACCGAUUCCGCCUCAUCGUCGUCAACACUGGCGGAAUCGCAAACGAGUAGCGGACUGGUGUCCGCUGCUACGGGAACAACCAAUUUACCCACGCCGUUCGAUAGUGGGUUUACGAGUAACAUUACUUCAACAUGUUCGAGUUUUAUGAUGGACUUUUUGGCAAACGAGACUUUUAAAGCUUGUUUGCCUUUUUCAUUGUUAUUGCAGAACUCCAACUCUUUCUUCCAAGCCUCCAAAUCCCUCGUUCGCAUCACCCAAACCCUCGAUGCCUCCUGCUCCGCCAACGCGCAAUCAUGCUCAACCCUGAUGUCCUCCAUCGCCUCCAACAUCACCUCCACCACCGCCUGCUCCGUCGAUCUCCUCGCCGCCAAUCCUCUCGUCACACAAGCUCGUCUAGGUCUCCUCGCCUACUCCACCCUCUACACCGCAUCCUGUCUCAAAGAUCCUUCCAAUGGCGCAUACUGCUACGCGCAAGCCGUCACAAAUUCUUCCUCCCCAACAGACAGCUACAUAUACUAUCUCCCUCUAAACACGAGUCUCCCCGGCGGCUCCCAACCCACCUGCAACCAGUGUCUGAAAAACACAAUGGCGAUCUUUGAAUCUGCGGGCGCGGUCAGAACGAGCGCGAUAGCGGGUACUUAUGCCCAAGCCGCUGGAAUGGUAAAUGUACAAUGCGGACCGGGAUUUGUGAAUGCGAGUUUACCUGCUGCGGCGGUGGUGACGGGAGGUGCAGGAUCACGAAUGGAUGGGUUGGGCGGAGGAAUCGGUUUGAGUAGUUUGCUGGUGCUGUGGAUUGCGAUCUUUAGAUGGUUAAUAUGAGGGAAGAUGGAUACGAAUCUAGAUGUGAAUAUGGAUACGGAUAUGAAUUCGAAAGUAGAAGAUGGGGAGAAAAGAGAAUGGGAUACCCGAACCAAGAACAACAACAAUUAGGCUACGCCGGCCCAAAACCUCGAUGUCAAGAGGAGGCUUUACAUAUAUAAUUUAAUAAUCAACGGAAUAACUCGUAUACCCAUUCAUCAUAUCAGAUACAAUCACCGGAUGGGAAAGGAUAGGAUAGGACGGGAUACCUUCCAUCCAUCCAUUCUUCUGACCCCAUCGGUCCAAAAAUCUCCUCGAGUCCCAACUUUCCCGUUCCACCUCCCACCUCCCACCUCCCACCUCCCAACUCAAAGAGUACCUACCUCCCCAAAUUCCUACCGCACCACCUCACCACCUCCCCACACGAGCACACCACACCACACGAGGAAUCAACCACAUAAUCACAGAAUCAACCACAGAAUCACAGAAUCACAUGAUCUCAGAAUCACAGCAUCUCACAAUUAUAAAUUAACAUUAUACAUUAUACACUAUACCCAAACUCAAGAAACAGAACCGAAACCGAGGAAUGGAAUGAAACCGCAGCGAAACAGGAUAUAAGAUACGAUACUCUCGGAAACGGAAAUGGAAAUGGGAAUGGAUCGGAUCAGAUGGAUUGAAGAUGAUCGGUCACGCAAAAUUCUUUUUUUUCUCUCUCUUCAUGUUUAUGUUUAUGUUCGUGGUUGGGUAUUUAUUUAUGUAUCUAGGUAUCUAUGUGGGUAGAUACAUCCAGGUACAUGGGUAUAUACGUAUAUUUAGCAGUGGCGUGGAGCUUUUUAUAUUUUUAUACUUAUUUAU
Molecule: messenger RNA, 2954 nt
Organism: Botrytis deweyae
Lineage: Eukaryota; Fungi; Ascomycota; Leotiomycetes; Helotiales; Sclerotiniaceae
Exons: 2
Coding region: 579-2120 (513 amino acids)
Source: RefSeq, a predicted model, not a curated record